AUGCAGGUGAAGAAAAUAACUCCCAAGACAAUUCUACCAUCGGCGGCCGUGACUCGUUCGCCGUCGGAUGUUGAAACAUUGAACUCGACUCCUAAAACGACGCCGGGACAGGCGAAAUUGACGAAUGAGAAGAAAAAGGGGAAGAAGGUGGGAGAGGUGGUGGGUGGGGCUGCGGCGGAGUUCACGGCCGUAUGCUGCUGCUGUCCGUUCACGUUGAUGGACAUGCUGAUCUUGGCCGUCUACCGAGUGCCCACCGGACUUUGCAGGAGGGCAUGGAGGAAAAGGAUGAGACAGCGGAGAAAACGGCGAAAGGGUUUACUCGCUGGAGACUUGUCCGUCGGGAAAUGUCAAGAGGGAAGUAAUUGGCCGGCCGGAAUGGAUGUUGAAGCAGAGAUGAAACUGGUGGCCGAGAACUUAAACGCCGACGCCGGCGACUGUGAUGGUGCAAAUGAGGCCGUUGAUUUGGAUAAAGAGAUGUGGGACCGGUUUUAUGGUACUGGGUUCUGGCGGAGUCCUUCUCAGAGAGAUCAGUCAUGGUGA
Messenger RNA from Carica papaya (papaya), 540 nucleotides. RefSeq lists its product as uncharacterized. NCBI's taxonomy places the organism in Eukaryota, Viridiplantae, Streptophyta, Magnoliopsida, Brassicales, Caricaceae. The record is from RefSeq and is a predicted model, not a curated record.